Theobroma cacao (cacao) is the source of this 684-nucleotide messenger RNA. The record is from RefSeq and is a predicted model, not a curated record. Lineage: Eukaryota; Viridiplantae; Streptophyta; Magnoliopsida; Malvales; Malvaceae.
AUGGCUGUCGUGAAAUUGUUUGGAGCUUGGACUAGUCCAUAUUUUUACAGAGUAAUUUGGGCUCUGAAACUAAAAGGCAUACCCUAUGAAUGCAUAGAAGAAGAUCUCCUUAAUAAGAGCCCCUUGCUUCUUCAGUAUAACCCAGUUCAUAAGAAGAUUCCUGUGCUUGUUCAUGAUGGAAAACCAAUAUGUGAGUCCACCAUUAUCCCUCAAUAUAUUGAAGAGAUAUGGCCACAACCUUCCUUGCUGCCAAGUGAUCCCUACGAGAGAGCAAUGGCUCGUUUUUGGAUUAAAUUUGCUGAUGAUAAGCUAAUUCUUCUUGCUUUGAGUCCCUCAAUCUCAAAGAUGUAUCGAGCCAGCGGCGAAGAGCAAGAGAAGGCAGUAAAGUACAUCUUGGAAAUGUUAGAAACCAUGGAAGACCAUGGCUUGAUCGGAGGGAAGAAAUUCUUUGGGGGAGACAAGAUUAGCAUGGUGGACAUGGCAUUUGGUGCAGUUGCUCACUGGCUGGGAGUUAUUGAAGAUGCAGCAGGGCUAAAAAUAUUUGAAGCACACAAGUUCCCUCGUUUGCAGUCAUGGAUCCAAAAUUUCAAGGAAGUUCCUAUAAUUAAAGAAAACCUAACUGAUCGUGAUAAGAUGUUUGCUUUAUUAAAGCGUCGCAGAGAGAUGUUGUUGGCAUCUAAAUGA